GUCGUGUGUGUUUGGGGCCCGCGCGGGUUGCGCGCCCUCCGCCUUCGCGCCUCCUGCCCCCGAGGCCCUACUGCUGCCCCUGUGCCCCUCGCCCCGCCGGGCGUCGCGGGCCAACAUGGGCCAGGAAGAGGAGCUGCUGAGGAUCGCCAAAAAGCUGGAGAAGAUGGUGGCCAGGAAGAACACGACCACACAAUAGUCAGAGAAGCCUGGUCAGGACCCAGGCCCCAGUCCUCACCUUGUGGCCUCCCACAGGAAGGGGCCCUGGACCUUCUGAAGAAGCUGCACAGCUGCCAGAUGUCCAUCCAGCUACUACAGACAACCAGGAUUGGAGUUGCUGUUAAUGGGGUCCGCAAGCACUGCUCAGACAAGGAGGUGGUGUCCUUGGCCAAAGUCCUUAUCAAAAACUGGAAGCGGCUGCUAGACUCCCCUGGACCCCCAAAAGGAGAAAAAGGAGAGGAAAGAGAAAAGGCAAAGAAGAAGGAAAAAGGGCUUGAGUGUUCAGACUGGAAGCCAGAAGCAGGCCUUUCUCCACCAAGGAAAAAACGAGAAGACCCCAAAACCAGGAGAGACUCUGUGGACUCCAAGUCUUCUGCCUCCUCCUCUCCAAAAAGACCAUCGGUGGAAAGAUCAAACAGCAGCAAAUCAAAAGCGGAGAGCCCCAAAACACCUAGCAGCCCCUUGACCCCCACGUUUGCCUCUUCCAUGUGUCUCCUGGCCCCCUGCUAUCUCACAGGGGACUCUGUCCGGGACAAGUGUGUGGAGAUGCUGUCAGCAGCCCUGAAGGCGGACGAUGAUUACAAGGACUAUGGAGUCAACUGUGACAAGAUGGCAUCAGAAAUCGAAGAUCAUAUCUACCAAGAGCUCAAGAGCACGGACAUGAAGUACCGGAACCGCGUGCGCAGCCGCAUAAGCAACCUCAAGGACCCCAGGAACCCCGGCCUGCGGCGGAACGUGCUCAGUGGGGCCAUCUCCGCAGGGCUUAUAGCCAAGAUGACGGCAGAGGAAAUGGCCAGUGAUGAACUGAGGGAGUUGAGGAAUGCCAUGACCCAGGAGGCCAUCCGUGAGCACCAGAUGGCCAAGACUGGCGGCACCACCACUGACCUCUUCCAGUGCAGCAAAUGCAAGAAGAAGAACUGCACCUAUAACCAGGUGCAGACACGCAGUGCUGAUGAGCCCAUGACUACCUUUGUCUUAUGCAAUGAAUGUGGCAAUCGCUGGAAGGAUGAGCAAGUCUGUCAUUUGAGCACAGAUGGAAUCGGCUUCCUGAGAUCCACAGAGGAGAGGAAAAACAUUCUGCACUUGGACCACGCCUCUUUGGAAAGUGCUUCCACAGAUGGUAUUUCCUUUGAACCUGGCCACAGCCAAGGAUGGGAAACAGGAAGGCUGAGCCCUGUCAGAAAGGAGUUGAACCUAAAUGCCACCAGGCCAUCCUUCCCUCCUAAGGAAGCUCUGAAAGUCUUACCCAAGUCUGUAACUCAGACUGCCCCAGCUCCUGCAAAGGCAGAAGUUUUGUUUUCACGCAUGGGAGCCAAACAAAGACUCCUCCCAGAGUGCUCCUUCCUGCCAAGUCUCCUGAAGGAACAGAGUGUGGUCACGUGCCUAUUGUCAGUUUCCAACUGCUCUCUGACUUGCAUGUGCACCAUGUGAUGUCUGGGCCACCAGGCAGGCUGCAGGUGCUCCAAAAGUUCUAAGGUACUUAGCAAGAAGUACAAGAUAAGUCAGGAUCCCUGGUUUCAGGUCCCAUUCUGCCCUACUCAUGCUGAGCAUGUUACUCACCUCAUUGAGCAAAAGAGUAAUAAUAAUGCCUUUCUCCCAGGUUUGAUGAUGUGAGGAUCAUUUUGAUAUGAGGGUUAUCAUGUAUGCAUAAACACUUUGCAAACAACUACAA
Molecule: messenger RNA, 1888 nt
Organism: Homo sapiens (human)
Lineage: Eukaryota; Metazoa; Chordata; Mammalia; Primates; Hominidae
Gene: TCEA3
Product: transcription elongation factor A3
Exons: 11
Coding region: 295-1647 (450 amino acids)
Biological process (GO): transcription elongation by RNA polymerase II; DNA-templated transcription
Cellular component (GO): nucleus
Molecular function (GO): zinc ion binding; nucleic acid binding
Source: RefSeq, a predicted model, not a curated record